UUUUGUGAACCCUUCUGACCUUUGCAAUAAAAGAAAGUUUGUCGAUGAGGUUGUUGGUCUUGGACUGUUGGCGACCUUUGCGGAAACCAAAGUUGUUCACCACGACCUAUAUAAAAAGCAAUUGCCAUUCAAAUCAAUCAGUCGACAAAAUGAAGAGCUACAGCACCUUGUCCCUGGUUUUUCUCGCCGGUUUUCUAUUAUUAGUUGCCGUUUCAGGUAACAAGACAACAGGCAAUGAAGACACACCGUUUUUGUCGUCUACCAUUGAUGUCAGCAAUGCUUCAGAGACUCGGCCAGCAUCAGCACCGGUAGCCGCUACUGCCAGCGAAGAGGACAAGAAAUUGCUGUUACCUAUACUGGCUAUGAAGCCGCUGGUUAUCGCUGGCGGUUUACUGGCUGGUGGGAAGUUAAACCAGAAGAGACCUUCAGUGCCGAGCCCGGCAGUCGCAGCCGCUAGACCCACAUCAGCAGUCAACAAUAACGUUUUGGUGGUGAUCGAUGACAACAUGCAGCAGCAGCAGCUCGUGCUGGAAAAGAGCGAAGAUGAUGAUGAUGAGCCCAGAAAAUUGCUGAUCCCGAUGAUGGCCAUGAAACCGCUGUUACUCGUCAGUGUGUUGACCGGCGCAAAGCUAGUUAAAUUACCCGCCAUAUCGCCACCGAAAAUCGGCAUCACAAUUACUAAACAUGAAUAUCCCGAAAAAUUUGCUGACGACAUUAUUAUGUCUAACACGCCAAUAUAAACCGAUUCA
Daphnia pulex (common water flea) is the source of this 749-nucleotide messenger RNA. RefSeq lists its product as uncharacterized. Lineage: Eukaryota; Metazoa; Arthropoda; Branchiopoda; Diplostraca; Daphniidae. The record is from RefSeq and is a predicted model, not a curated record. The transcript has 2 exons. Bases 45 to 740 code for a protein of 231 amino acids.